This is a messenger RNA of Metarhizium brunneum ARSEF 3297, 438 nucleotides long. RefSeq lists its product as uncharacterized. NCBI's taxonomy places the organism in Eukaryota, Fungi, Ascomycota, Sordariomycetes, Hypocreales, Clavicipitaceae. The record is from RefSeq and is a predicted model, not a curated record.
AUGCCCGACAUGGCUGCUCGUCUAGCUCGCGGCCAUGUCAACAUGCCAGAUUUCGACGGGUUAACUAUCGAGAUACAGGCCGAGGAGGUUUGUUUCGAGGUAGCCGUCUACAACUUUCUGCGAUGGGAGACGGAGAUCUUGGCGUCUCGUCUGCUGUACCCUUGCGUACUGGUUCAGCACCAAGGGCCAAAACUUGUCAUUCCUCGGGACCUCAGUGGUCGUCAGCUGUUUGUCUUUGAGAGCUUUGAAGGGGAGAAUGAUGUUUGGACGGAUCUCACCCUUUUAAUAAGCUCCUACUUCUUGGCGACUGUUCGGAACGAAGGUGACAUGAUCGGAUGGGAGGAAGACGAGGAGACGGUCGGACACAUUGCUUUAGCGGCCAGGCAGUCUCAUUUGCGCGCAGUCCCGCCAAUACUCUAUUUGGCAUUCACAAAAUGA